Zootoca vivipara (common lizard) is the source of this 1233-nucleotide messenger RNA. It is a transcript of the gene SH3BGRL3, whose product is annotated as SH3 domain binding glutamate rich protein like 3. The record is from RefSeq and is a predicted model, not a curated record. Gene Ontology annotation, cellular component: cytoplasm. Lineage: Eukaryota; Metazoa; Chordata; Lepidosauria; Squamata; Lacertidae.
UGGGAAGGAAGCAGAUUCCCUCCCCACCCCUUUCCUCCGCUUCCUUCCAGGCACCCACCCAGCAGCCAAAGAAGAGAGGGAGCGGCGACGAAGCUCAGCAUCAUGGCCAGCCUCACGGUCUACAGCACCUCGGUGACAGGCUCCAGAGAGAUCAAAUCUCAGCAGAGCGAAGUGACCAGGAUCCUGGAUGGAAAGAACAUCAAAUACACCCUGGUGGAUAUCUCCCAGGAUAAUGCCCUGCGGGACGAAAUGAGGACCAAAUCGGGCAACCCAAAAGCCAUCCCUCCCCAGAUUUUCAAUGGGGACCAUUACUGUGGGGACUAUGAACUCUUUGUGGAAGCAGUGGAACAGAAGACCCUGCAGGAGUUCCUCAAGCUAGCCUGAGCAUGCUUUAUUCCUUGACCUUUGACCCUCUGCCCUACCCCAAACCUAGACUUUGCAUUCCAAAUGGAUCACUUCCCAACCUCCCAUGUCCUUGUCAGCCCUAGCCUGGCCCUGUGUGACCAGACUCCUCUCCAGCUCCCUUUGAUUGCCUGCUUCCCUCUCAGCAUGGUCAAAAAGAAAAACACUUUGCACAUUCCUUUGAAUGCUGCUGGGCCUUGCUCCUCGUGCCUCUGUGGAUGAGAAAUCUACCGGUCAAGGACAUCGGAAAGCAGAGCUUUCCCCAAACCUCCUCCCCCCACCCCUUGUGCCGAGCCUGCCCUUGAGAAAAGAACAAGGGGAGGUGUUGCCUCUUGUCUUAUAACCAGUUGCAAAUGCUGGCUUCCACCCUUCCUCUUUCAUUCCUACCCAGGAAAUGAGAGCAGCAGCCGUCUGCUAUAAUUAAUAUUACUUUGUUAUAUACCAAUGCAAAAGUACUGCACAAGAUGCGCUGAAAUUUCGUUUUCUGACAGAGAGGUGGGGUAGGGUUGUACGUGUGUCUUAAAAAUUACUUCAGUGCAGCUCAUACUCUCCUAGGAAAAGCGGUUUCCAAGAGGAUGGUGAGAGCAGAUCUUGUAUUCCAUUAGUGUGUUCCCACCCAAACUCAUAUGGGAAGUAUAUAGAAUGCUAGGUCUGGUCUUGCAUCAGCUGUUUCACACUUUUUCUUUUUUCUUUUUUUAAAAAACAAAAACAAACUGGCUUUUUACAAACAUGGACCAAGUGCAUUUUCAGGUUUUUUUCCUUGCUAAAAGCAAAAUUUGUAAAAAUGGCCAUCUCAUUUGAGAUGCUAUUAAAUGUUGCUAAAAACCUCAA